UAUGUGUAUAUUUUAAUUAAAUUAAAUAAUUAAAAAAGAAAUAAAAUUCAUAAUAAAAAAAAAAUAAAGAUUAAUAAAAAAAUGGAGCAAUCAAACAGCAGUUUAUGGUCUUGCAUUCCUUUAAAAAAAUGCACCGACAUUAAAGUAAUCGCUUUUGGCAACGUUUUACUGAGUUACACAGCCUAUUUGGAGGAUACUAAACUAUUGGAUCGUUAUAAAUUAUCGAUGAAUACUGAAUGUGAAAUCGAUGAUCAAACAUUAGCUGAAGUUACUGCUGAAGUCAUUGUAAAUAAAGAACAACAUGAGCCUAAACUAGGUGGAUCUGCUAUAAAUACUGUUUGCAUUUUAAAGUCCUUGGGAACGAAUGCCUUAUUUUUUGGGGCUUGUGGAGAUGAUGCUCAAUCUGAAAUAAUGUAUGAACUGUUGAAAAACUCUAAUAUGGAUAGAUUCCAAUUUAAACUACAAACUGUACCCGAUACCGCCACAGGACGUCGCAUAUCAUUGGUGCAUAAAGACUCAAAUGCUAAAUAUACAAAUAAUGGAGCUUCAGUUAAAUUUACAGGAGCUUAUUUGCAACAAGUCGAAAGAGAGGAAAACGGUUCAUUUCUUAGACCAUUAAAUCGCAAACAGAUUUUCUAUAUUGAAGGCUUUUUUGUGCCAAAAUGUGAAGCGGUCACCACAUUCAUAGUGCGUCACUAUAUUAAAGGUCGUCAUUAUUUGGCUCUGAAUUUAAGUGCGGAUUAUAUUGUGAGAAUCAAUUUUCCCCACAUGCUCUUCUUGGCCAACAACUCACUUUUCAUAUUUGGUAAUAGAGUUGAAUUCGAUGCUUUUCGUGAAUGUUGGGGUGCUAGUUGUAUAAAAGAGUUGGCUAUCGCAUUGGCAAAAGAAUCAAAAGUUCCUAAGAUCCUUGUCAUAACAAAUGGUGCUGAAUAUGUUGAAUUGAUUACAAAUUAUGUAGAUGAGAAAUCUGGGCCCGGUAAUUUGACAUUUUAUUCGUUUCAUAUAACGCCAGCUGAAAACGUCACGGAUACUACCGGUUGUGGCGAUGUGUUUGUUAGUGCUUUUCUCCAUGAAUGGUUGAAUAAAAGUUCUCUAAGUCAAUGCGCCCGUGUCGCCUGCGGUCUUGCAACAAAAUCAAUUCAAAAUAAUGGGCGUUGUUCAUAUCGUGAAUCAUUCACUUCAGUUUAGUUAUUAAUAUGUAAAAAAGUUUCAUAUUCAUUCAAAAGUAUACAAAUUAUCGUAUUUAAUUUCCCAAAAUGAAAAGUUUAAGUUCAAAUUUUUUAAAAAUUUUAAAAAUUUUGAAUGGUAGUUUACUAUUGAAACAUUUUUGAGUUAAUUUUAUAAAUGAGAUCUCAAACAGUUAAUUUAUUUUAAUUCUCAAAAAUCCAACUUAUUGUCUAUAUCUUAAUGUAACAUACAUUAUCCGAUACAAUAGAUAACUUUCAUAGAAUCGUCUGAAUGUGUAAAAGUAUUGAUAAUAUGCACUGGUAUUGAUAAAAGUAUAAUAAGAGAAGCAUACUUUCAAAGUUCAAUUCCUCUAUUCAUGAUAAUGGAAACACAUACUUACAUACUCUCAUGCAUACGUUCAUUUGUGCACGUUUGACAAAUACAAAAUUUCUAAAAUAAAUUCCUUCUGACAGACAAUUUCAUGUCCUUGUUGUUAUUUGAGUUCUGGACAAAAUCAAAUUUUUACACAAUUGUAUUAAGGUGCAUAUGUAUCUGUGUAUGUGCAUAUGUAUGUAUAAAGGUGUAUGUAUGGCUUUUUGUGUAUUGAACUCGGUUGGUAUCGGUUAAAUCACGUACAACAUUAAAUCUGCUGUUAAUUACAUGAUAUUAAUUUUCCACAUAAUGUCCAUCAAAUGAAGGAGUGUCCAACUAUUUAUUCUUCGUACUGAAUUAUAUGGGCGGAUGAUGUUACAUUUUCUAUACGUUCAUAUAUAAAAAAAAAAUACAAAAACAACACAAAUAAGUUAAAUUCUAAGGGCCUUAUGCAAAAAACGAUUAAACGAUGGUUUACUACACACAUAGGUUUUUACAUAAGGAGGUUAAUAUUUACCUCCUUAAGACGAUUAAUAAGUUAACAAUGGUUAUUAAAACCUCUUUUUAUAUGGAAAAAGUGUGUAAUAAACCAUAUCAACUAUCAAAAGAUAUUUCUACGGUAACUGCAUUGCAGAUCGUUUUUGCAUAAGGCCCUUAUUCUAUAAUUUUGGAAUACUUCUCACGGCCCAAACCAUUAUUGGAAAAUGAAAGUAUUUUUAGUUAAUUUGUAGUGUAACAAACUCCAACAUAUGUAUAUGCUGGAUUUACUAUAAUUACUAAAAGGAAAUCCAAAUUUGUCAUCAUUUAUACUAAUCGCUAACUCCAGAACUUAUGUUGACAGUUUUCAUACAAAAAUUAUGUCAACCAUCAGAUAAUAUAUCGGUUAAACGAUAACUGCUGGUUUAGUUAUAGAGGCUAAGUAAAUUUCAGCUAAAAAGGAUAUUUUUGAUGUAAUCCAGAUAAUCAUGUUUCCUCUAAAGAACCACUGUGUAAUCUUUUAUUUGGUGAAUAAACAUAUAUAAUCUAUUGGUCCACCUUCGUUGAUAACUACCCAUCAUAUUUAUAUAAUAUACAAAUACUUUGAGAUAACUUUAGGGACAUUGAUUACUAGGAUAAGAAAUUAAUUUUUUUCUGAGAUAUAAGAUAACUAGAUAUUUAUUCGGUAACAGCAUUGCAUUUAAUAUGUAACUUUCUGUUCUACUUAAUUAUUGGACUCAUUAAAGAAAAUCGAAUAUUAAGCGCGUUCCAUAGGUUGCCAAUCGCAACAUCAGAAUAAAAUUUGUUGCAUACAUACGAUAUCCAAGUACAUUGUACAAUUCCCACCCAUGCAUGUUUAAUUCAAUCACCACGAGUAUGAGAGUGAAGUUGAAGAAAACAUUGAUGUUUGUUUUAAACAUUAAACAAUAAAAUUUAAGGGGUCGGUAGCACAACAAUGACAGGGAAAGAUGGACAGUCUAAUACAUGACACACAGUUCAAUGUGUUGAGCAAACUAUUGAAUGAGUGGUCACUGAAGGAAGUAAUUAAUGUCAUCAUGUGGUUUAUUGGUUUGUUUGGAAAUUGAACGUUUCAAUAGAUGUGCAUUGAAAAAUAUUUCUACAACCACAGCCACAACUAAGCAAAUUUAAAUAUUGAAGUUAAAUAUUUUUUUUCGAAUUUUAAUACAAAAUUUGAAGAAUUUGAAGGAAUU
This is a messenger RNA of Lucilia cuprina (Australian sheep blowfly), 3227 nucleotides long. RefSeq names its product adenosine kinase-like. The transcript is spliced from 4 exons. Gene Ontology annotation, biological process: purine ribonucleoside salvage. NCBI's taxonomy places the organism in Eukaryota, Metazoa, Arthropoda, Insecta, Diptera, Calliphoridae. Gene Ontology annotation, cellular component: nucleus; cytosol. Gene Ontology annotation, molecular function: adenosine kinase activity. The record is from RefSeq and is a predicted model, not a curated record. The coding region runs from base 82 to 1188 and encodes 368 amino acids.